AUCAGAUUCACUCAGAGUUUCCAUUGACUUCCUCUACGGCUAUUGUGGUGUCCGUGUACGCGCGUGUAAUUGUCACAGCCAGUGAGACAGAAUGGAGGAUCUGGCAGAGUAUCACGGGAGCAUUAGUAAGAGGCGAGCGGAAAAGAUCCUGAGUGAAGCAGGCAGAGACGGCAGCUAUCUGAUCAGAGACAGCGCGAGCGCCGCGGGGUCUUACUGCGUGUGUGUGCUGUGUGAUGGAUGGGUUUACACCUACCGAGUUUUCAAACAGAAGGAUGGCCUCUGGACAAUAGAGGUGGCUCCUGGGAUGAAGGAAAGACUCUUUAGGAAAGUUGCCAACCUUAUUGCUGCCUUUAAGAUCCCAGACCAAGGCAUCUCUGUUCCUCUUUUGUAUCCUGUAAACAGAGCUAAAUAAUAACAUACAAGCCACAACAUACCUCAGAACAGUUUCUACAUGCACGAGAGUGACUUCUCUGGGGUCUCUUAAACCUGUGGUGACUGUUGUAAAUGCUGUAAAUAAUCUGUGAGAUAUAAAAACUAUAAAUGCUCUGCUAAAGCAUGCUAAAUAAUUGGCAAGCCCUGUUACAUAAUACAUUGUAUACUUUAAUUUUGAUGUUAGUUUUUCUCUGCCAUUUUUUUUUUUGUUCAAGAAUAAUUAUCUCAUGUUAGCAUCAGCAACAAGAUACACCCAUGAGAGAAGAAGGCCUUGAACAAAAUGUCAGACCUGAGUUCUGAGUUAGAUUGCUAUCUUGUUUUCCGUCUAGUAAUGAGAGUUUGCUUAGCAAGUGUUUCUGUGUUUUAGAAAAUUCUAUUUCUGUACACUAAACAGGAAAUAACAGUUUUCUCAUUAAACUUCACUGAGCUACGAACUUCCUGCAAUAAUACCAUCACAAUAAUGUUAUAAACAAAUUGGUCUUCCGUGUAAGGAAAUUCAGAGCCUUUUGAAGUUACCAAAUAAAACCCAACCAAAAAU
Puntigrus tetrazona (Sumatra barb) is the source of this 970-nucleotide messenger RNA. RefSeq names its product SH2 domain containing 1A duplicate a (gene sh2d1aa). Bases 92 to 412 code for a protein of 106 amino acids. The transcript has 3 exons. The record is from RefSeq and is a predicted model, not a curated record. Lineage: Eukaryota; Metazoa; Chordata; Actinopteri; Cypriniformes; Cyprinidae.